AUGGAGGAAGCUAGUUUGUGCCUUGGUGUUUCUUCAGCAGGACCAGAAUCCGAGGCCCACCUCAACAGCUCCUUGCUCAAUGGCCGGUAUUCAAUGAGUCAGAAGUUGCACCAGAUCACUUCCCAGCUCACCCAUGCCUUUCCUGAGCUUCAGACCAGACAGAGCCCUGAGGAAAAGGCGGUGGCACUUCUAGAAGACAAGAGCCACAUCUCCUUAGCCAACCAGCCUAUUAGCAGUCAGAUGGCCCUCUUGGCCAAUCAACUCAACCGAGAAGUUGAUACCAGUUUAAACGGGAGGGUAGAUCUACAGCAGUUCUUAAAUGGACAGAACCUAGGCAUCAUGUCUCAGAUGAGUGACAUAGAGGACGACGCUAGGAAGAACAGGAAAUACCCAUGUCCCCUGUGCGGGAAGCGCUUUCGUUUUAACAGCAUCCUGUCACUACACAUGCGCACCCAUACUGGGGAGAAACCAUUUAAGUGCCCCUAUUGUGACCACAGAGCAGCUCAGAAGGGAAACUUGAAGAUACACCUGCGUACCCACAAGCUUGGAAACCUGGGCAAAGGCCGUGGGCGGGUCCGAGAAGAGAACCGGCUCUUGCACGAGUUGGAAGAACGGGCCAUCCUGAGGGACAAGCAGAUGAAAAGCAGCCUUCUGCAACCCAGGCCUGAUGUCAAAGUCCACCCUCACACUCAGCCUGUCCCUCUGGCUAAUUGCAACAUACCCAUGUCCACAAACCACAACACCCCUGAUAUGUCUAACCCGGUUCCCUCUCCGAAACCUGCCAGCCUCCAGGAAGAAGUGGUUGCCACGGCUGCUGGCUUUAGAUGUACUUUUUGCAAAGGGAAGUUCAAGAAACGGGAGGAGCUGGACCGCCACAUCCGCAUCCUCCACAAGCCUUACAAGUGUACUUUGUGCGACUUCGCGGCAUCCCAGGAGGAGGAGCUGAUCAGCCACGUGGAGAAAGCUCACAUCACCGCCGAGUCCGCUCAGGGCCAGGGUUCCAAUGGAAACGGGGAGCAAGCGGCCAAUGAGUUCCGGUGCGAAGUGUGCGGCCAGGUCUUCAGCCAAGCCUGGUUCCUGAAGGGCCACAUGAGGAAGCACAAGGACUCCUUUGAGCACUGUUGCCAAAUCUGCGGGAGGCGCUUCAAGGAGCCGUGGUUCCUCAAGAACCACAUGAAAGUCCACCUGAAUAAGUUGUCGGUGAAGAACAAACCCCCCAGUGAUGCAGAGGUCCCCAUGCCUGUGGGGAGCAUGUCCCAGGAAGCUCACGCCAACCUGUACUCCAGAUACUUGUCCUGUCUGCAGAGUGGUUUCCUGCCCCCAGACAAAGCUGGCCUCGGCGAGCAGAACCCAGCUUACAGUAAAGGGGAUUUGCCCAUGAAAGAACGCGAAGUCCUGGGCAAGCUCCUGUCUCCUAUUGCUAGCCUCGGACACAGUCUUGCUGAAGGGGACAAGCAUUCCUUAUUGGGUUGUCUUAACCUUGUGCCUCCACUCAAAUCGAGCUGCAUAGAGAGGCUGCAGGCUGCCGCCAAAGCUGCUGAGAUGGACCCUGUGAACAGCUACCAAGCUUGGCAGCUCAUGGCGAGGGGAAUGGCCGUGGAACAUGGCUUCUUGACGAAAGAGCACCAGAUUCAGCGGAGCCACGAAGACCCCUUGGCAAACGCCGGAGUUCUGUUUGAUAAGGAGAAGCGGGAGUACGUGUUAGUAGGAGCAGAUGGUUCCAAGCAGAAAAUGCCUGCUGAUUUGGUUCACAGCACUAAAAUGGGCAAUCAGAGAGACUUGUCAAACAAACUGGACCCUUUGGAAGGGAGCAGGGAUUUCCUGCCUCACGGUAUGAAUCCGGGGCUCGACUACAACAUGCAGAGUCACGGCGGUACCAAGGAGAAGCCCACCGAGUGUCCCGACUGCGGGAGAGUCUUCAGAACCUACCACCAAGUGGUGGUUCAUUCCAGAGUCCACAAGAGGGACAGGAAGGCGGAAGAGGAGAUCCUCCAGGGGAGCAUCGAUGAGCGCCGUGGGUCUGGAAGCGAUCAGGAAUCCCAGUCCGUCAGCCGAUCAACCACGCCCGGCUCCUCCAACAUCACUGAGGAAAGCGGGAUGGGCGGAGGCCUCUCGCAGACAGGAAGUGCUCAGGAAGACAGUCCCCAUCCAUCUUCACCUUCUUCCUCAGAUGUUGGAGAGGAAGCUGGAAGAUCUGCCGGCAUCCAGCAGUCAUCACUGCUGAGAGAUAGGAGCCUUGGGUCUGCUCUGAAGGACUGUCCCUACUGUGGGAAAACAUUCAGGACAUCCCAUCACUUAAAAGUUCACUUGAGGAUACACACAGGUGAGAAACCUUACAAAUGCCCCCACUGUGAUUAUGCUGGUACCCAAUCUGCAUCAUUGAAAUACCACCUGGAACGACACCACCGGGAGCGGCAGAAUGGUGCUGGGUCGCUCUCCGGACAGUCUCAAAGUCAAGAGCACAAAGAAGAAACAUCAAGUAAAGGAUCCAUGUUUGUUAGACCUGAAGUACUGAGAGGAGCAUUCAAGGGUCUUCCUGGCAUAGAUUUCCGAAGUGGGAUGGGGUCUCAACAGUGGUCCCCAGGAAUGCUUUCCCCGGGAGACCACACAGGUCAUUCGGUUGGUAUCUCCUCCGAGGUUUCCUCUGACAAUAUGAAGGACACGCCUUCCAAAGGGACCCGCUUUUCUGACCUAGGCCGAGCAUAUCAUAGUAUGGUUGGAAACGGAGUGAACUUCCAAGGGUCUCUUCAAGCGUUUAUGGACAGCUUCGUCCUCAGUUCCUUAAAGAAAGAAAAAGAAAAGAAAGACAAAGUCCUCUCCAGUUGCCUUUCCGCAAAACUUUUGGGCUCAGAGAGUAGUGAGGAAAAGGUGCCCGUCAAACAGAGAAAAACAGAAAAAUCGCAAUAUGAGCCUCUUGAUCUCUCUGUCAGGCCAGAUGCCGGGAGUCUCCCAGGUUCAUCCAUUACCGUUCAAGACAAUAUUGCUUGGCACGGCUGCUUGUUUUGCUCCUUCACAACGUCUUCUAUGGAACUAAUGGCCCUUCAUCUUCAAGCCAAUCAUUUAGGCAAAGCGAAGCGCAAAGAUGGUGUUUUAGGAUCGAUUAGAAAUGGUAAAGACCAACCUAGAGAGGCCAUGGCUUCAACAAAUAAGGCCAACCUCCUGCCGACUUCUUUACAGUCCAAUAAAGAUUCAGCCGUUUCAAAUCUGGUAGCUCAAGUGGAUCCUUCUGAAAGAAUGAGCCAGGGAUCCAAGGAGUCUCCUGGAGAUCAAAAGAAUUCCUCGUGGCCUGGUCACGUGGACUCCACUUUUUAUAAUUUUGCCGCUGACUUCUAUAAACAAUUUGGCGUGUACUCCGGCAUCGGCGGAGCACACAAUUCUUGCACCACUGCGGACAUGGACCUGAAAACCCAGUCUGAAGAUGACCCACCCAUGAUGCUCUCUGACCCCAUCAGUAAAAAUGCUACUGAUGACCUGUCCGACAUUGCAUCCUCUGAAGAUAUGGAGUCUUCCAAGGAAGAAACGAUCGAUGAGGAUGACCUUGAGCCCGAAUCUGACCUUAUGAACCAACCCUUGCCCAAUCCAAGCAAAGAUAGCAGUGACAGAGGAGACAGCCUACCAAGCUCCGUGGCCUCCAAAAACUCACAAGGACUCGUUUCUCCUUUGCCAUCUUCUGAAAAGCAAUGGCACACUUUGAAUCUGCUUUCCCCCCACGAAGCCGCACAAGUAGUCAUGAAACCCGAACCAACGUCAACCCCACAAGUCCUGGAGAAGCAAGUAAACAUGCUGUCGGUGCUAAGAGCCUACAGCUCUGAUGGCUUAGCAGCCUUUAAUGGACUGAGUAGUAGCACAGGAAGUAGUGGAUAUAUCAAGAGGCCUGACUUGUGUGGUCACAGGCCUUUCCAGUGUAGAUACUGCCCCUACAGUGCCUCUCAGAAGGAACAUCUGAACCACGUUCUCUGCGUCCGCAUGCCUUUUGACAACAGCAGUACCCCGACGCCGAGGUUCAAGCGCUCCAGAGUUGACUCCGAGACUUCUGGCUUAGAAGAAACCUCUGCCAUCAAACUCGGCAGCCUCAGCAGAGUCAACCGAGAGGAAGGCAGCAAAGUCUCACGAAUAAUGCAACUGAACAACUCCAACUGUGCACUGCAAUAUUACUCUCGGUUUGACGACAAGCAUUGGAAUCCCAGAAUGUGGGCUUAA
Messenger RNA from Thamnophis elegans (Western terrestrial garter snake), 4200 nucleotides. RefSeq names its product zinc finger protein 536 (gene ZNF536). Gene Ontology annotation, biological process: regulation of DNA-templated transcription. Gene Ontology annotation, molecular function: RNA polymerase II cis-regulatory region sequence-specific DNA binding; DNA-binding transcription factor activity, RNA polymerase II-specific. Gene Ontology annotation, cellular component: nucleus. Lineage: Eukaryota; Metazoa; Chordata; Lepidosauria; Squamata; Natricidae. The record is from RefSeq and is a predicted model, not a curated record.